AUGGACACCGAAUCCGAUAGCCCUCAGGGGAUCACCAGCAGUGCUGAUCGCAUGGUUGGCAUGGAGCACUCUGAAGUCCGCUACUUCACUAGCUACGACCACCACGGUAUCCACGAGGAGAUGCUUAAAGAUGAUGUGCGCACACGCUCCUACCGCGACUCCAUCUACCAAAACCGCCACAUCUUCAAGGACAAGGUCGUCCUUGAUGUCGGCUGUGGAACUGGUAUUCUGAGCAUGUACGUAUCCGAUAAUAAGCCCGUGCUCUUACAUCUCUUGUUAACGGUUUUGUUUAACAGGUUUGCUGCUCGUGCUGGCGCAAAGCACGUCAUUGGUGUUGAUAUGUCCUCCAUCAUCGAGAAGGCCCGUCAGAUUGUCCACGUCAACGGACUGUCCGAUAAGAUCACUCUUCUCCAGGGUAAGAUGGAGGAAGUUAACCUUCCUUUCCCUAAGGUUGAUAUCAUCAUCUCCGAGUGGAUGGGUUACUUCCUUCUGUACGAGUCCAUGCUGGACACCGUUCUCUACGCCCGUGACACCUACCUCAACCCCGGUGGUCUGAUCUUCCCGGAUAAGGCCACCAUGUACGUUGCUGGUAUUGAGGAUGGCGAUUACAAGGAUGACAAGAUUGGAUUCUGGGACAACGUCUACGGAUUUGACUACAGCCCCAUGAAGGAGAUUGCUCUUAACGAGCCCCUCGUUGAUACCGUCGAGAUGAAGGCUCUUGUGACCGAUCCCUGCCCGAUCAUCACCUUUGAUCUGAACACUGUCACCACGGCCGACCUUGCCUUCAAGGUGCCUUAUGCCCUCACCGCCAAGCGCCCCGACUUCAUCCACGCCUUGAUCGCCUGGUUCGAUAUCGAGUUCAGCGCCUGCCACAAGCCCAUUCACUUCUCCACUGGCCCUCACGCCAAGUACACUCACUGGAAGCAGACCGUGUUCUACCUACGUGAUGUCCUCACUGUCGAGGAGGAUGAGCGUGUCACCGGCUGGGUUGAGAACCGCCCUAACGAUAAGAACAAGCGUGACUUGGACAUCAGCAUCUCGUACAAGUUCGAGACCCCUGAUGCCACCCGCGCUGCUGAGGGUGGCUGCUUCUACCGCAUGUGUUAA
Messenger RNA from Penicillium egyptiacum, 1107 nucleotides. NCBI's taxonomy places the organism in Eukaryota, Fungi, Ascomycota, Eurotiomycetes, Eurotiales, Aspergillaceae. The record is from the annotation of a GenBank genome assembly.